GCAUCGCGUAUUGCCGUGGCCCGAUCGUCGCGGACGUUUACCACCUCGCUCGCUGCUCAAAAGACGGCCUCCGAGACGGUUAAGGAUGAGCUCAAGCACAUUGACAGAGUUGUGAGCGACAAGCUUGUGGAUGGAAUCAACCUUGCCUCCGCCGCAUCACAUAAAGUCAGAGAAACAGCCGAAGACCUGUCCAACAGCGGUGUCGCCGAGCAGGUCGAAGGUGAAGCCGCUCACGCCAAAGGCAAGGCACAGGAGAUGAAAGGUCGCGCCCAGGGCAAGAUGUCAGAAAUGUCAGGCAAGGCUCAAGAGAUGAAGGGCAAAGCAAAGGGAGCUGCUGCAGAGACAAAGGGAAAA
Trichoderma atroviride IMI 206040 is the source of this 354-nucleotide messenger RNA. RefSeq lists its product as uncharacterized. The record is from RefSeq and is a predicted model, not a curated record. NCBI's taxonomy places the organism in Eukaryota, Fungi, Ascomycota, Sordariomycetes, Hypocreales, Hypocreaceae.